CCUGCCCGCGCUCAUGCCAUGUCACCGCCGGGCAGCGGGACCCCGCGGCCAGCGGUAACCCCUGUCGCCGGGGGGGCACCGCGCCGGGGCUGGGCAUGGCAUUGAGAGCGGCUCCGGGACGCGCAUCUUCCUAGACGGAUCUGUUGCUGGCAUAAAUGGACUCUGUGUGGCUCCAUGGGCUUGCAAUACUGGCAGUGAUCUUCACCUGCCCUUUGCUGUGUCACAAAUGAUUAAUUUUUCUCCAUCUCUAUUUACAUGGUGAUAAGAAGUGCUAAUCCCACUCUGUCACUCUGGACUGAUGAAUCUGAGGAAUAGAACAGAGCCCUGUGUUGUGUAAACGAACUGAUGGAUGAAGAUGAGAAGGACAGGGCAAAGAGGGCAUCACGCAACAAAUCUGAGAAGAAGAGGAGAGACCAGUUCAAUGUCCUCAUUAAGGAGCUCUGCACCAUGCUGCAGGGCCAUGGCCACCCUCUCAAGAUGGACAAGUCCACAAUACUGCAGAGGACCAUCGACUUCCUACAGAAACAGAAAGAAAUCACAGCACAGACAGAAGCCUGUCAGAUUAGACAAGACUGGAAGCCUUCAUUUCUUAGCAACGAGGAGUUCACCCAGUUGAUGUUAGAGGCACUAGAUGGCUUUCUCAUUGCUCUUACCACUGAUGGGAUUAUUAUUUAUGUGUCUGACAGUGUUUCAUCUCUGCUCGGACACUUACCGUCAGAUUUGGUGGACCAAAAUAUAUUAAACUUUCUGCCUGAGGGGGAGCAGAGCGAGGUGUACAAGCUGCUUUCUCCACACGUGCUCAUGACAGAUCCUGUUGCAGCUGAUUUUCUGAAUGCAGAAAAACAAAUAGAGUUUUGUUGCCAUUUAGCAAGAGGCAGCUUAGAUCCAAACGAACCCCUGAUGUAUGAAUAUGUGAAAUUUGUAGUGGAUUUUAAAUAUUUUACUCAUGUGCCUACACCCUCCUGUAAUGGCUUUGAGUCAGCUAUUGCACGGGCUUUCAGGUCAGCCCCGGAGGAGCAGAUCUGCCUGGUAGCCACCGUUCGCCUGGUGACGCCGCAGUUCCUCAAGGAGCUCUGCAAUGUUGAAGAGCCAUGUGAAGAAUUUACAUCGAGGCAUAGUUUAGAAUGGAAGUUUUUAUUCUUGGACCACAGGGCUCCACCUAUUAUAGGAUAUUUACCCUUUGAGGUUCUGGGAACGUCAGGCUAUGAUUACUACCACGCAGAUGACCUGGAGCUUCUUGCUAGGUGCCAUGAACACUUGAUGCAGUUUGGAAAAGGCAAAUCCUGUUACUAUCGGUUCCUGACCAAAGGGCAGCAGUGGAUAUGGCUGCAGACUCACUACUACAUCACCUACCACCAGUGGAACUCCAAGCCUGAGUUCAUUGUUUGCACUCAUCUGGUCGUUAGUUAUGCAGAAGUUCGGGCUGAGAGAAGACGAGAUCUUGGCCUCGAAGAGUCAUCAAUUGAACUGGCAUCCUCUUCUCUAAAGAGCCACAGCAGCUACCUGGACGUGGGGCAGUGCGGCAGCAGCCAGGAGGCCAGCCGGGAGGGAGUGUCGCUGUCCUCGCACAGCUCCCGGCGCUCCUCGCACACCACCCUGUCCGACUCCACCUCCACGUCGUCCAUGCGGCGCACGGACACCAGCACCCCCACCCGGCCGGCGGGGCCGGGCGCUCCGGGGGACAAGGCGGCCCUGCGGCUGGCAGCGCCCGGCAGCGCCCAGCCAGUGUACCAUUUCCCCACCCAGCUGGGGAUGAUGCACCAGCUGAAAGAGCAGCUGGAGGAGAGGACUCGCAUCCUGCAAGCUGACAUCAAAACACAGCAAGAGGAACUCCAUGUCAUCAAGGAGCAGCUCCAACUCGUGCAGGACUCCAACCUGCAGAUGCUGAUGCAGCAGCCGAUCCCGGUCAUCUUUAACGCCGUGCAGCAGCCCAGCCCCCGGAGGCCGCCGCCGCAGGGCACGCCCAGCCACAGCACGGCCAAGAAGUCACAGCAGCCAGCCCUGACGGGGACAAAGCACCACUGCAGCACCACCCACCUGCUGUCACCGCACCCAUUCCUCAGGGACCCCUGUGGCACAGCCCCCCAGGUACAGCAGAAGAAGCAGCAGCACCCAGUGAGAGGAAGCCAAGGCCAGCAAACGUGUGUGCCAGGGCAGGGGAGCAUUCCAGUGCCCUUCUACAACAGCCCUAUGGUGCUCUCCCAAGCACACCCCAUCGCCGUGGCUGCACAGGUGCCCACUGACAGCAGUGAGAGGCAGCCACCAGCUGACUACAGCCAGGACAGGAGCCUCAGGAUGCUGUUGGAUCAGUCCAUCCAAGCCAUGAUGCCCACAGCCAACAGCAGUGUCCAGCCCGUGCAGAGCAGUGCCAGCAGGCAGCAAGGAAAGUUUGUUGCAGAGCAGCAGAGCCUGGCUCCCCCAGCACAGGUGCAGCCAGCCACCUGCAGCCCUGCCCGGCCUCCAGCCCCGCCGCCCAUCUUCUCCCCAUCCCUGGUGAUCCCACACACCAGCUUCCCUUCCCACCAGGCCAGCACACCACUUCAUCUGCACCAGUGGCCACAGCAGCAGGUUCAGCAGCACCGCCUCUACCUUCAGAUGCAGGGUCCUGAGCUGGUGCCUGGGGCUCCGACGCAGCGCAUUUUCCAGCCGCCCCACGCCCCGCAGCAGAACCCCUUGAGCUACUUCCUGCACCCACAGCAGCAGAGCCACCACACACAGGGCCAGCCCUGCAACCUGCCUGACCUGCCCGAGAUGCAGCUGCCCUGAGAGUCACUUCUGGGGACAAGGAGCACACGGCUGCAGCCGCUGCGCCCGGCGCGCGCAGGAGAGCACGGCGCCAUCAGAGCACGGCACAGAAGAGGUUGGGCUCCGUGGGGAGGUGGUGCCUGCAGGGAUUGAUGGUCUCUGACAGGGAUGCAUGGCUGCAGGGGCCUGGUUUGGUGGGAUUGCCAUGCAGCCAAAUGCGUGGAAUGUAUUCCGUGAUGCUGUUCCAGCAGCAGGUGCGCCCUGGCCCAGCAUCAUGGUGCCACUGGAAGUGGUGCCUUCUUGCUGCAGGGAGGGGAGGUAUCAGGCUGUCAUGAAGCUUGGUUUGCAAUGGAAAAAAACCUUUUUCCAUUCAGGACUUCAAUGCUGAAAGUCACUGUGAAUUUAAGCCCAGCAUUUGGAGCACAUAGACUGUACCAGUCCGCAGGACACCAUUGGAUUACCGUGUACAUAACUCGUUUUGCUGUAGUAGGUCCAUUGUGAAUUCUUUUUCCUUUUUCUAUACCUCAGUCCCGCAGGUUUUUUUCCAGGAGUUUGGAUAAUGCUGCUAAUUUACAUAACACCACUUUUGCCUGAAUUUCUUACUGUUGUUAUACCAGCUCACAUCGCAGCUAGUUCAAUAUUUGUCGUGUUUUAUUUUUGGUUAACAAGUGAAGAUAAAUUUGUAUGGUUUUUACUCCCUGUAGCCAAAUAUUUUUCAGGUUACAGACAAAGAAUCUUUACUCCUUUUUUUUGUUUUUGUUUCAAGUGAUGUAGUUGUAAAUGUUUCUGUUCAUAAAAACAAACAAACAUGCAUAGAACAGCAUAUGACAGCAAACUUUGUGGUUUUGCUAGGUCAUAUUUCAAUUUGGCAAACCCAAAAUGUAUAAUCACAACACACGAUGUUACAAGCCCAUAGGGUCAGCAAUAAAUUGUAUUUUUGUAAAUUGUCACUUUUUAA
Molecule: messenger RNA, 3703 nt
Organism: Serinus canaria (Common canary)
Lineage: Eukaryota; Metazoa; Chordata; Aves; Passeriformes; Fringillidae
Gene: PASD1
Product: PAS domain containing repressor 1
Exons: 22
Coding region: 346-2766 (806 amino acids)
Biological process (GO): circadian regulation of gene expression; regulation of transcription by RNA polymerase II
Cellular component (GO): nucleus; cytoplasm; CLOCK-BMAL transcription complex
Molecular function (GO): DNA-binding transcription factor activity, RNA polymerase II-specific; protein dimerization activity; RNA polymerase II cis-regulatory region sequence-specific DNA binding
Source: RefSeq, a predicted model, not a curated record